UGAAUGGGGAAAGAAGAAGAAAAAAAUCGAUCGGAUGACAAACUGUCUUUUUUUUUUUUAAGUUUCUUUUUCAGGGGGAAAGUUAUAUAGAAACUGACGCUGACGUCAUUUCUAGCCGAUCAAUCACAGGAUCGUGCGACGAGUAUAUCCUGGUCCGAACAUCUUUUUGACGCGACACAUUCUCUACACCCGUAAGAAAUCGACCGUGUGGUUACACAAGACGCGACGGGCGCCGGCCCAAAAAUGAAAAACUCACACAUGCGCCUAAGCACAUCGAUUAUCUACAGUGACAUGCUCAAAAACAUGGAGGGUCAAGGAAACGGAUGUGUAUUCAAUACCGGCAGCCCCGAUCUGUGUCUCAUAAAAGAGGGGGAAAAAAAACAAAAAGACGUGGAUGGUGCAUAGUUUCGAUAGGUGAUGGAUUAUGACCCGGACAGGCAACAUUGCAUUUUUAAAACACACUUUUUAUGUGGUAUAAAAGAAAGCGUGACGCGGAGGAAACACAUAAUAAAUGACUUGUUGUUGUGCUACCGGAAUGGUACCUCCCGAAAUGAUUUAUAAGUGCCGAACAGAAACAACAGCGGCGGUGGUGGCGGCGGCGGUUCAGUCCAUAUAGAUUCUAUGGCCUAUUUAGCGAUUUUUUCUCGUUCAAAUGCUGUUGACGUUCGGCUGAUUUAUGAACCAUCGAUCUUUAGAUAAUUUAGUGCUAUACAUCAGCAUUUACAUCCAAUUUAUCAGUUCUGCAUAGAAGUUUCUGUGCAGAUGAAACAGGCCGUUACACCCGGAUCUUCUUUUUCUUUACUCAUCGUCCCGCUUCGUGUCGAAGAAAAGAAUCAUAGAAAAAGAGAGAAAAAAAAAAGCAAAAGAGAACACGAAAGGGAGGCAAAAGUUUUUAAAGUCGGUGAGUAGCUGUUAGCUCGGUCAGCACAACGUGAUAUCCUCUCGCCGCCGCCAAAAAACCGUCGAUUAUUUAUGCAUCAAGAAUGAGACAAGCUCCAAGGGGACGACGAAAACUCGUGUAAAAAAACAAAAAAAAAAUCUUUCAAGCAUUUUUGGACUCGUCACUCUUGAAUUUUUUAAACAACAAAUAAUUUUUCCCCUUUUUCAAUUCGAGUGAAAGAUACUUGGAACUCGCUGACAACCUGUCCGUCACAACUGACUUUGUUUGGUGAUGGAACAAUUUCUCCCAACAUUCCGGUGUUUAUGAUAAAUGAAUCAAUUGCCAGUUAAAGAAGGAACAAAGCGAAGAGCAAAAGAUGGAGGGAUGCUGUUUAGAAAAAUUCUAUAGAAUGAACCUCCGGGAUAUAACUCACAAAUCACGCGUUUGCCGAUAGUGAUGACGCAACGCCAGCGGCCCAAAAAUAGUCGACAUCUGGAACAUCCGUCAUAAAGUGACCAUUUCGUCUGUCGUAUCAUCAUCAACACCAAGAGUUAUUUGCUCCAUGAAACAGCGCGAACUCCCGCCGCCGUGCAAGACACGACCGCAGCAGCAGACGACUCUGCGAGCGGUAGGCUCCUCCGUAUAAAAAGCGGAACGCCACUCGGUUCUAGACAUCAGUUGGUUGUGUUUCUUCCUCUCGCAACCUGUACCACUCGUUAUUUUUUGUUGUUGUUUAUUCCCCCCCCCCCCUCCAACCAACUAGUGUUACAUUUUCUUGUUUCAAAGUGGAUUGUGCUGGACUGUGGAAUCGCCUUGAAUUUUGGAUUUAAGUUUUGCGUUGUUUUGUUUUUCUUCUGUGUCAUCCGCACUCGUCAACAUGAAUCGUCUGCUCAUAGCCAACGUUUUGUUGACGUCGUCCUUGCUGGUCUCGUGUACCUUGGCACCGUUCCAUCACCAUUCCAGCAUCCAUCCGGGUUUACAUGGCCACAAUAACCCGACGGAGAAUGGCAAUAGUGGUAGUAGUAGCAUGGUGACAUCCGCCAGUCAAGCCAAUCAUGUCGGACCAUCCAUCACGACGACCGCAACAAUGGCGACGACAACAGCUCGUGAAGUCGUCCGAUACACGACGACCAGCCCGAUCGAUUACUGUCGAGGGCAGCCGGACAAUUAUGCAGCGGUCGAACCGGCUUCCAAAUGCCGACGUUACUUUCGCUGCGCCAAUAAUUCAAAGUCCGUUUACUUGUGUCCGGGUAAACUGGUUUUCAAUGGCCAGCGCUGCGUCCAUCCCAGCGAUUAUCAAUGUCACAACUCAUCCAUCACAGAGUCAACAGUUUCGCCUUCGUUACCAGUUCCGUCACCCAUUGCCAGUCCGGUCGAAGCUAAAAACGAGGUGGCCAAGAAUUGCGAUGGAAGACCAGAUGGAUAUCAUCAAGACGGUGAAUCUGGAUGCCGGAGUUAUUUCUACUGCACGAGUGGAAUGAAAGCCACUUACGUCUGCCCGGGCAGAACAAUCUUUGACGGACAACGCUGCGUCGAACCGGACGCUUACACUUGCCCGCAUAAUUCAUCAGACUGUCAAUUAGGAGAUACAACUGUCAGCAAUGGCUAUCAGGCUGACUUGAAUUCCGGCUGCCGGAAUUACUAUUUUUGCAGCGGAGACGGGCACAAGCUGAUCACGUUAACUUGUUCUGACGAUCGGUUGUUCGACGGCAAGAAAUGCGUCGAUCCGGACCAUUACCGCUGCCCGUCUGAACACGUGACUACGACAGACAAAUCAAAAGCCAAUGGAGCUGCUUCCGUCCAGCUGGAUUCGUAUUAUUCGUAUUCUCCUCAGUCACCUGCCCGGAAGCCGUCAGCCGUUCAACCGCAGACCUUUUUCGUCAUCAGCAGCCGGAACAGCGCCACUACGAUCCGUCCCCAACAGCAAUUGUCCACUAAUCCGUCCAAAGAUUAUUGCGAAAAGAGUUACGGAUUUUUCGCCGUUCCCGCAACAGGAUGUCGCCAUUAUUACAUGUGUAUCGGCGGAUCGCGAUCGGAUCUUCAAUGUUCGGGUGAUACCAUCUUCAACGGCCAAUUGUGCGUCGAUCCGUCUCAGUAUACUUGUCCGGAAUCCAUCCACAAAGCGGAUUGCCAAGGUAAAUCAGAUGGAGUCUAUCCCGACAAGCAGUCUGGAUGCCGGAAUUAUUUCCUGUGCUUGGGGGAAGUGCAAACGAAUCUCAGUUGCCCGACUGGCCAGCUCUUUGAUGGACGCAGGUGCGCAGACAGUCGCCGCGUGACUUGCAAUGAUCCCUCGGCUGUCCACGAGGGUCGGACCAAUUCCAUGCAAAGUCCGUGCGCUGGAAAGACGAACGGCCUUUACCUUGACCAAAGCUUUCCUGGAUGUCGUGGUUAUCUCUACUGCCGGGCAGGUCGUCCUUACGGACCCUCAGGUCGGUGUACUCGAAGUGAACGAUUCAGUGGCCAGCACAGCCGCUGUCUACCCAAACACGAAGUGGAAUGUCGAUCGUCACUUGAUGAUAACGAAGACGAAGAAGAAGACUACAUGAUGGCAGAAGCGUCCGCCAUGUUGGUAACGAUAAUCACUGACGACAUAAUUACGACCACGCCAGCAAGCAAUUAGGUUUAACUCAAUUCUGUUUCUACCAUUUUUAAUAAUAUACAUACAUGUACACAUCAGAGAAUUGGACCAAAUACGUUUUGAUUGCUUCCUUUUCGUCUUUGGCCUGAUUCCGCUUUAUUUAUUCUCGAUUGAUUGCCAAAACGACCACAUUUUCCUCAUGUAGAAUUCCGGAUUUUUGUUUUUGUUUUUAACAUUCAACAGCGUUGAAUUCUAAAACAUUCAACAGCAACUUUCGUAUAAGCAAUCGUAUGUUUAUUAUCUGUUACAUUCCGUUUGUUACCCACUCCCGUCGAGAGGGAGGCCAUUCAUAACGUGCCAGAAGAAGACCUUCCUGUUUUGAAUAUGACGUCCUUUGUGUGUUUUGUUGGUCCUCGUGUAUUCCUCCGUAAAGCUUGUUUGGUUUGACUUUCAAGAAUAUUUAUAUACAUGUAGAAAUGAAAAACUUAACGGUCGAUGUUUGCUACAUUUUGUCAUAACGAGUAUUCUGCUUAUACAAGUAGCAUUACCAUUUACUUUAUUUAAGUCUUAAAUGUCAGUACUGUUAGUGGCAAUAAAUUGAAUGUGACCAACAACAAAAGCGUGUGGGGACAUAUUCAACUGGUGUCGCCAGUUGUCGAGUUAUUUUAUGCGAUCGUGAAAACGUUAAUAAAGGCCAUGACGUCAUUGGCCAGUUCUUGGCGUACGAUUCCGAGGCGUCUUCAGUUUUCGCCAUCAGAUGGCAUCAGAAACGGCAUCAGCCAUUUUUUUCCCUCAUGGUAUCCUGAUGGCUGAUAAAUUAUCCAGUUAGGAAUGGUUUGUUUAUACUUUUUCCUUUGCAUGCUUGUGCUUUGCAGGCCAUACAUGCUUUACUGAUCUUUAAGUGAUUCUAACAUUCACUGCUCCACAAUCCACAUACAGUACAAAAAUUUAAAUUGAAAUAAUCAUGAAGUUAACAGACUCAGAGACAGACCACUUAAUACUUCAUGAGGGAAUAAAGUAAUAAGCUUAACCCGAAGAACGCUUGAAAACAUCCUGAAAACCUGUUUUCAGCUUAAAGCAUUGUCUGCUUGGGACUUUAAAUUCAGCUUCAUGUAAAGUUGCUCAGUACAGACUGACCCAGAAUAAUGAAGUAUUGGAAUGCAAACUAUCAUGGAUGUGAACGAAUGGAAUACAUUCUUGAAGAAGAGAAACAAGGGAUAUGAGGAGAAACCCAAAUGAAUUAUCUUAUUUGUAAUGGUUUCUGUAUUUACCUUUUCCUUUGCAUGCUUGUGUCUUCUGCAAAAUCCCAUGCACUCAUGCAGUGUGAGAUGGGGCAGUGCUCGUGCAGGAGCUGUAAAUAACUGAUACAAUAAUAUCUUAUUUUCUCUUUUUCUUGAUUCAAGUGAGUAUAGAUUUUAAUCUUUCAACAUGAUUUAAAAAUUGUCGGUCUAUUGGUGUGCAAGAUGAAACUUGCUUGAAAACAUUUUCUACUCUGGUGUUCCAUGCUUGUUUCACUGUCUUCAGUUGACCCCUGCAAUGCCUGGAAGUGGUCAGUCCAUCUAAAUUUGACUUUAUCCUUUCUGGUUACAUGAGAAGAUAUCUCGAUGAGGAGUUAAUUUUUCCUUAGCCUACACAAUCCAAGUAAUUUUAAUCAUGUCCCGAAAUAGCAAAGGCAAGAAAAAAAGAUCACAAAUCAGGCUACAACUCCACAAAGUGACACGGAUGAAGAAAAAUACAUUGUUGAGAAAAAUCUUGACCUGAGGGAGAAGAAUGGUGAAGUUGAGUAUUUGCUUAAAUGGAUAGGAUUGUCAGACAAUGACAAUACUGGGGAACCCAAGAGAAACUCGGGUUACUAUUAUUUGAUUGCAACAUUCGAAAGCAAAAGAAAUGAGAAGGAAAAAAUGAAAAAGAAACAAACAUAAUAACAAAGGAAAAAGAAAAACAUCUAUCGUUGAAUGAAAAUCAUGAAAACAAGCAAAACAAGCUAAGCCAGGAGAAGAAAAAACUGAAGUGCAGAUGCCCAUUCUUCCAACAGGAUUUGAUCGAAAUUUUAGGAGCGACCGAUGACAGUCGGUGAACUUCUCGUCCUGUUAAAAAGGGAAAUCCUCCGAUGACUGUGAUCUAUUUCCGUCUAUCCUGGCUAGCAAACUUUGCCCGCAAGUCGUGAUCAAGUUCUAUGAGAAGAACUUGUAUCGGCCAAACUUAAAGAGCAAAACUUCCAUGAAAAAUUGAAAAGACAGUUUGUACUGUAGUGUAGUGUCAUUUUUAUAAUUGUAAUGAAACGCCUUUAUUAAGAGUUGAAGUGUGGAAAGGUAUCACCUUUUUUCCACGUUUGCUCUAUACGCUCGUCUUUACCUAUCGAUUUGUGGACCUCGAAUUCCCAAGUCCUUGAUACAAGGUUUUUAUAAUU
Messenger RNA from Daphnia magna, 5868 nucleotides. RefSeq lists its product as uncharacterized. Bases 1758 to 3500 code for a protein of 580 amino acids. The transcript has 18 exons. The record is from RefSeq and is a predicted model, not a curated record. Gene Ontology annotation, molecular function: chitin binding. Gene Ontology annotation, cellular component: extracellular region. NCBI's taxonomy places the organism in Eukaryota, Metazoa, Arthropoda, Branchiopoda, Diplostraca, Daphniidae.